CUAUUUCUUUCUCUCUCCUUCAUCAUAAGCAAAAUAAAAAUUUUAGAGAGAGAAACAAAGAGACCCAUAUGACACCACAGAGUCUUUAGUCUUUACAUCUGCUACCCAUUAACAAUAGACUCUUUUUAUUCAUACCCUAAUAAUUUAAUUCAUUUUUCAGCCCUUUUUUCUCUGUUAAUUUUCAAGUUUUUCAGUGAUUGUUUGAUAGAAAUUUGUGGGUUUUUAAUUAGAGUGAGAAUUAACGGCUUAAUUUUUCUGGGUCGGCUUAAUUUUUUGGUAAUUUAUCUGGGUUAUAUUGGGACUCGUGAUCUGGUUUUGAUUUGGGUGAAAAUUUAUUUUGGGUGGGAAAAUGUGGUGGAUGAUGAGUGAAAAUGGUGGGCAUUAUUGCUCGAAGAAGACUGAUGAUAUAUGUGGUGAUGUUUGUGGCCAGGACUCGGGCAAGGUUUUGAGUAUGAACAGACUUCGGUGUAUCCUCCGCGGCAUUGAUUUAAAGACGUUGUUAUUUCUAUUUAUUCUCGUGCCUACGUGCGUUUAUGGUAUUUAUGUACAUGGGCAGAAGAUUUCGUAUUUCCUUCGGCCACUUUGGGAGAAACCGCCUAAAAGCUUCAACGAAAUCCCGCAUUAUUAUCAUGAGAAUGUGUCGAUGGAGAAUCUUUGCAAGCUCCAUGGUUGGAAGAUUCGUGAGUUUCCAAGACGUGUUUAUGAUGCAGUGUUGUUUAGUAAUGAGUUGGACAUUCUUACGAUGCGAUGGAAGGAAUUGUACCCUUAUGUGACGCAGUUCAUUCUUCUAGAAUCUAACUCUACAUUUACGGGCACUGAAAAGCUUCUUGAUUUUGCCAACCAUCGAGAUCAGUUCAAAUUUGUUGAGCCGAGAUUAACUUAUGGAACUAUUGGAGGGAGAUUUAGGAAAGGAGAGAAUCCAUUUAUUGAGGAAGCUUAUCAGCGAGUGGCGUUAGAUCAGCUUAUAAAAGUUGCCGGGAUUUCUGAUGACGACUUGCUGAUAAUGUCAGACGUAGAUGAGAUACCAAGCAGGCAUACUAUCAAUCUCUUGAGAUGGUGUGACGACACACCUCAAGUACUUCAUCUUCGGCUGAAGAAUUAUCUCUAUUCUUUUGAGUUUUUCAUGGAUAAUAACAGCUGGAGAGCUUCAGUCCAUAGAUAUCAGACUGGAAAGACACGCUAUGCUCAUUACCGCCAGGCGGAUGACAUUUUAGCAGACGCAGGAUGGCAUUGCAGCUUUUGCUUCCGACGAAUUAGCGAGUUUAUAUUCAAGAUGAAAGCUUACAGUCAUUACGAUAGAGUCAGAUUCAAGCGUUUUUUAAACCCCGAAAGAGUUCAGAAAAAAAUCUGCGAGGGUGCUGAUUUAUUCGACAUGCUUCCAGAAGAGUACACAUUCAAAGAGAUCAUCGGGAAAAUGGGACCUAUCCCGCAUUCUUACUCAGCUGUUCAUCUGCCAGCCUAUUUAUUAGAAAAUGCCGAUGAGUACAAAUUCCUCCUGCCAGGGAAUUGCAUAAGAGAAAGUGGGUGACUGAAUUUCUCAGACAACCUUAAAUUAUCUGUUUUAUGUAAAGCUUACUCAGAGAGGUGAGGAUCGUUUGACUCCAUCUGAAGGUCCGAAGGCGUGACGGCUGCUAUGCAUCGUCACUUAUGCAUCGUCAUCGGUACAGUACAAUCGAAUUUGAGAAAAUGUCGAACUUUCUGGAUUUUACGGGGUCGGAUAAUGUAAAUAGUUUUCUUCUGGAUUAGGGUUUGAUUGAUAUCCAUUUGACCUGGUGCAGAGGACUGUAGUUUUGAGGUUCCGAUCAUAUUUCCCGACUUGGUCGGGGAAGUUUUGUUCUGAGACAAACUUAUUCUUGUCAUUAACACCAUUAUUCUUUAUAUUUGAUUGCGUUUAGAUCUGUUAUUGAUCACAGAA
Mercurialis annua (annual mercury) is the source of this 1915-nucleotide messenger RNA. RefSeq lists its product as uncharacterized. The transcript is spliced from 2 exons. Gene Ontology annotation, molecular function: beta-1,4-mannosylglycoprotein 4-beta-N-acetylglucosaminyltransferase activity. The record is from RefSeq and is a predicted model, not a curated record. Gene Ontology annotation, biological process: N-acetylglucosamine metabolic process; protein N-linked glycosylation. Gene Ontology annotation, cellular component: membrane. Bases 350 to 1528 code for a protein of 392 amino acids. Lineage: Eukaryota; Viridiplantae; Streptophyta; Magnoliopsida; Malpighiales; Euphorbiaceae.